GGAAAUGCAAUACGUAUAGGCGUGUCUUCUGCAGAUAUUCCUCAACUCUCUUAUUUACAACUGAACAACAAAAGACCAAACGCAAACAGCUACUAUGAAGAAAUGAAACCUCUCUUCUUCACGUUGAAAAUAUUUGGACUUAUGCCAUACCACGUCACCUCGAAGGGGCAGGUGGCAUUUGAAUUCAUUUCGGCUCCAAUGCUGUACUCCGCUGUAAUGGUAACUGGGAUAGUUAUUAGUUCUGUGGUAACACUAAGAGACAGCUUUCAGAGAGCGUACGCCAGAAAUGUUUCAAGCUUUGAAUGUGACAUUGCAGAAAUGACUUUCUCAACUGGGUACGUGUUCCUGAUUGUGAUGCCUUGUGUACGAUUCCUGGAAUAUCGGAAAAUAACACGCUUUAUCAACGACUGGGGAAAUUUACAGACAGACUUCACUCGUAUUACCGGAAAGUCUUUGGCCCUGGGUCUGAGGCGCAAGGUGCAUCUUACAAUUGCUGCGUUGCUACUCUGGGUUGCAGCCCUCGGAGUGAGUCUACGCUUGACCUCGCUUGGUCUGAGAUGGUGGCAGAUCACGGCCACUUUGCUGUGCUCCAGCGUCACCUGGAUCAUGUCAUGGCUCUUCACAUUCACAUGCUUAGGCCUCAAUUCUGCAGCCAGGAUUAUAGCAGACGAAAUUUCUCUGGAGGUAGCAAAUAAAGGUGUUGGACGCACUGAAAAGAUAGCUCAGUACAAGUUUCUGUGGCUCAGACUGAGCUACUUAACUCAGGAUUUGGGAAAUUCCAUGGGAUUCAGCUACGGGGCGCUUAUCGUCUUGUGCUUCGCUGCUCAAGUGCUGUCUUGCUACGGCUUUCUGUCCAGCAUAGGACAGGGGAUAAAACUGACCCAGGUAACCCUCGCCGCGGCCACAACAUUCAUCGGCCUGCUAUUGUUCUGCAUCUGCAGUGCUGCCAACUGCGCUACUCAACAGGUUGGAAGCAAAUUUCAAGCGCGCCUGUACACACUGAUACAGCAAAAUCCAUCAGCAAGUUUUCAGACCAGCAACGAGAUCCAGCUGUUCAUUUCAACAAUUUCGUCUAACCCACCUGCAAUCAAUUUAAGUGGUUUCGUGGUUCUUGACAGGGGAGUAAACACAGCUUUGAUAUCUCAGAUGGUCACGUACUUAAUCGUCCUAAUGCAGUUCCAGCUGAGCUCACUGGACGCAAAAGGAGACCUAAAUUACACUAAUUCCUAGCUGAAAAUCGCAGGUUUAAUGAACUCAAUAAACUUUGUAGAAAUGAGACGUAAGGUGACUUCUACUUACAUAACUUUAAAACUU
Molecule: messenger RNA, 1314 nt
Organism: Zootermopsis nevadensis
Lineage: Eukaryota; Metazoa; Arthropoda; Insecta; Blattodea; Termopsidae
Biological process (GO): sensory perception of taste
Cellular component (GO): axon; dendrite; membrane
Source: RefSeq, a predicted model, not a curated record